Molecule: messenger RNA, 330 nt
Organism: Miscanthus lutarioriparius
Lineage: Eukaryota; Viridiplantae; Streptophyta; Magnoliopsida; Poales; Poaceae
Source: the annotation of a GenBank genome assembly
AUGCAAGCACAGCUCCUGACGCCCGCGCAGGCCGCCAACGCGCUCGGCCUCCAGAACGCCACGCUGUGGUUCGGCGCCGGGGGGGCCGGCGCCGCGGUGCUGCUCAAGGGCCGCGCCCGGGUCCACCGGGCGCUCGCCUGCGUCGCCCUCGCGUCCGCCGUCGCCAUCCACUGCGUCCUCACCUGUUUCCUGGGAGUGAACCUGGUCACCGCCCCGAACGACGACCUCCUCGUCGUCAGCGUCAUGUCGGCCAUCGCCUUCCUCUUCUUCGCCGUGGUCGACGCGAACGCCGCCCUGGUGCUGCUCCGUCGAGCUGGAGGGGAGGAGUGA